UUUCAUAAUAUAUCAGCCACACAGCCGCAUAGGAGGAGGGAGCAAAACAAACCAGAGUAACAACAAUGGUGAACGGGUCAGGAAUCUGCGCAAAGGAAGUGGUGGUGGACGGGCGUCACCACAUGCUUGGCCGCCUAUCUUCGAUUCUAGCCAAGGAACUGCUAAAUGGGCAGCGAGUGAGUGUCGUCAGAUGUGAAGAAAUAUGUCUGUCGGGUGGUCUUGUCAGACAGAAAAUGAAGUAUCAGCGGUUUAAAAGGAAACGCAUGAAUACUAAACCUUCUCAUGGUCCUAUUCAUUUUCGUGCUCCUUCUAAGAUCCUUUGGAGAACCAUCAGAGGCAUGAUUCCACACAAGACCAAGCGUGGAGCUGCUGCACUCGCAAGGUUGAAGGUUUACGAAGGAGUCCCUACUCCUUACAACAGAAAGAAAAGGAUGGUCAUUCCUGAUGCCCUGAAGGUAUUGAGGUUAACUGCUGGCCAUAAGUACUGCUUGCUUGGACAGCUCUCAUCUGAAGUUGGAUGGAAUCAUUACGAGACAAUCAAGGAUCUUGAGAAGAAGAGGAAAGAGAAAGCCCAAAUUGUGUAUGAACGUAAGAAGGAACUCAACAAAUUGCAAGAAAAGGCAGAGAAAGCUGCUGAGGAGAAACUUGGUGCCCAACUUGAAAUUCUUGCUCCGGUUACCUACUAAGUGUCUUAAAUUUAGUUUCGUGUUAGAAAUUUUAUUUUUGAUCGUUAUGAGAAACAAAUGCCUAUCCUUAUAUUUCAGUUUUGCACAUUUGUGUUGAUUUUGUGCCCCGGCUUUGCUGUGCCAAGAUUAUGGUUGGUUUUAGCUUGUUUUAAAGUUGCAAGGUGCAACACUUGUUACUGGCUCAUUUUCAUAUCAUUUAAUAGUAAGAAUAGUGUUUAUCCAUCA
Erigeron canadensis is the source of this 911-nucleotide messenger RNA. RefSeq names its product 60S ribosomal protein L13a-4-like. Gene Ontology annotation, molecular function: mRNA binding; structural constituent of ribosome. The record is from RefSeq and is a predicted model, not a curated record. The transcript is spliced from 4 exons. Gene Ontology annotation, biological process: translation; negative regulation of translation. Bases 66 to 686 code for a protein of 206 amino acids. Lineage: Eukaryota; Viridiplantae; Streptophyta; Magnoliopsida; Asterales; Asteraceae. Gene Ontology annotation, cellular component: cytosolic large ribosomal subunit; ribosome.